AUGACCAAUCUUUUCACGAUAACAACUCCAGUCGGGUCGAUAGACAGCGUACCAUGCUCAACAUACGCCAUGAUAGGUAAGAUCCAGAAGGGUUGUGAGGCGCCUUCUGUAAUCUUCAUUGUCAUUGUAGGAGUUUCGAUGCUUGGACUCAUCAGAGUUGUUUGGAUGAAAGAAUGGUUGACACUAGAUGUUCUAGUGCUUGUCAGCUUAAGUAGGAUAUCCACCUUGGUUGACAUAUUGCUACAAUUAUGGGUCUUUAAUUUGAGCUUCUCUUUUGAUUUGCGGCACCACAAAAUACAGAUAUGUUUAUAUCCAAUCUCAACUAGGCUUCAUACUCAACAUGGUUAUUGGUAUUGGGAGAACUCAAAACGUAAGGACACUUCAAUCACAAAAUCAACUUGUAGAGCUCUGCUCAUAAUCGCAGAAACAGGCAUAAUUACAGUUGUCUUAGGAAGGGAGCGUCGCGCAGGAUUACCGAUAUUAUUUUGUUUGAUCUGA
Molecule: messenger RNA, 498 nt
Organism: Vicia faba (fava bean)
Lineage: Eukaryota; Viridiplantae; Streptophyta; Magnoliopsida; Fabales; Fabaceae
Source: the annotation of a GenBank genome assembly